Cephus cinctus (wheat stem sawfly) is the source of this 3888-nucleotide messenger RNA. It is a transcript of the gene Nos, whose product is annotated as nitric oxide synthase, salivary gland. NCBI's taxonomy places the organism in Eukaryota, Metazoa, Arthropoda, Insecta, Hymenoptera, Cephidae. Gene Ontology annotation, molecular function: flavin adenine dinucleotide binding; heme binding; nitric-oxide synthase activity. The transcript has 17 exons. Gene Ontology annotation, biological process: nitric oxide biosynthetic process. The record is from RefSeq and is a predicted model, not a curated record. The coding region runs from base 1 to 3429 and encodes 1142 amino acids.
AUGAAGGAUCACGAGCAGCCACCUUGUCAACGGAAACCAACGAAGCUGAGAAAUUUAAUUUACAAAACUGAAGCAUUUGAUUCUCUGCAUUCCAGAAAUGCUGAGAGAACACUAUGUAACAGCCAAGUCUGCUUGGGUAGCGUAAUGAGCGUGCCUUCUCAUGGACCGAAACCCAGAUCCAAGGAAGAGAUUUUAGUACACGCCAAGGACUUCCUUGAACAAUACUUUGCAUCUAUUAGAAGAUCUAAUAGCGAUGCUCAUAAAUCACGUUGGGAAUGCGUACAAAAGGAAGUUAUCUGCACAGGAACGUACCAGUUAACUGAAACUGAAUUAGUAUUCGGAGCUAAAUUAGCUUGGCGUAAUGCAGCAAGAUGUAUUGGUCGGAUUCAAUGGUCAAAGUUACAGGUUUUUGAUUGUCGUUAUGUCACUACAACAAGUGGAAUGUUUGAAGCACUUUGUAAUCAUAUUAAGUACAGUACUAACAAGGGGAAUAUUAGGUCAGCUAUAACGAUUUUCCCUCAAAGAACCGAUGGGAAGCACGAUUACAGAGUGUGGAAUCAACAGCUAAUUGGAUAUGCAGGAUACAAAAAUCCUGAUGGAACCAUUACCGGUGAUCCUGCCAAUGUGGAGUUUACUGAGGUUUGUGUGAAAUUGGGAUGGCGUGGUGCUAGAACAAGAUUCGAUAUUCUACCUAUAAUCUUGUCAGCGAAUGGACAUGACCCUGACUAUUUUGAUAUCCCUUCGGAGUUAGUACUUGAGGUGCCCUUAACUCACCCUACAUAUGAUUGGUUUGAGAAAAUGAAUCUUAAAUGGUUUGCUGUACCUGCGGUAUCUGGUAUGGUAUUUGACUGUGGUGGUUUAGAAUUCACUGCAGCACCUUUUAAUGGGUGGUACAUGAGUACAGAAAUUGGAGCAAGAGAUUUGUGUGAUGUUAAUCGAUACAAUCUUUUGGAGACAAUAGCAACAUACAUGGGACUCGAUACGCAUACUCCAAUAUCUCUUUGGAAAGAUAAGGCAAUGAUAGAAGCCAACGUCGCUGUGCUUUACAGUUUCCAAAUGCAUAAUGUAACAAUAGUCGACCAUCAUACAGCGUCAGAAUCAUUUAUGAAACAUUAUGAGAACGAAAUGCGCCUACGAAAUGGUUGUCCUGCUGAUUGGCUUUGGAUUGUUCCUCCAAUCUCAGGAUCUGCCACUACGGUGUUCCAUCAGGAAAUGGCACUUUAUCAUUUGAAACCAGCCUACGAUGCUCAAGAUCCUGCCUGGAGAACGCACGUAUGGAAGAAAGGACGUGAUAAGAAAAUCACAAGUAAGACACCAAGAAGGAAAUUUCAUUUCAAGCAAAUAGCUAGAGCAGUGAAGUUUACUUCAAAAUUAUUCGGCCGUGCUUUGUCACGUAGAAUAAAGGCUACUGUUCUUUUUGGUACUGAAACUGGAAAAUCACAAAUGUAUGCUGAGAAACUUGGCACAUUACUAGGUCACGCUUUCCAUUCCCAGGUAUUGAGUAUGGCAGAUUAUGAUAUAAGUAACAUAGAGCACGAAGCUCUUCUUGUGGUAGUGACUUCCACCUUUGGAAAUGGUGAUCCACCAGAGAACGGCGAGGCAUUUGCACAAAAUUUAUAUGCUAUGAAGAUGAACGAGACUUAUACAAACAACGAGAAAAUAAGUUUAGCCACAUCGAAAUCUUUCAUAAAGGCCAACAGUCAGACGGAAAUGGGAAGCUCGAAGAAACUCGACAGAUUAGAUUCUUUGCGUGGUUCCGUCACAGAAUCCCAGACAGAAGAUACGUUUGGUCCAUUAAGCAAUGUACGAUUUGCAGUUUUCGCUCUAGGUUCUUCAGCGUAUCCAAAUUUUUGUGCGUUUGGACGCUACGUGGAUAAUUUGCUCGGAGAAUUAGGUGGUGAGCGACUACUUCGUUUGGCACAAGGAGAUGAAAUGUGCGGACAAGAACAGGCAUUUAGAAAAUGGGCAGCGGAGACAUUCGCUGUUGCCUGUGAAACAUUCUGUCUGGAUAAUGAUGAUACUUCAUUAGAAAUCGCCUUGUCAUUAGGUUCUGAUACUUUAUCAGCAGGUACUGUACGCUUUGUGGAAUCUGAUCCCCAGCCCAUCACCAAGGCUCUGAGUAAAUGUCACAAUAGAAAUGUGACUACAUGUAGCAUGCUAAAGAAAACUUAUUUAAAUGGCAGUGACUCCAGUGGCGCUACAUUACUCUUGGAACUUGAUGGCUUAGCGGGUUUAGAGAUUGCUUAUAAACCUGGUGAUCAUUUAGGAGUUUUUGCUUGUAAUCGACCACAACUCGUUAAUGGAAUAUUGGAUAAAUUGCAAAUCACAUUUGACGCUGAUUUGUCUAUUGAAUUACAAGUGCAAAAACAAUCGCACACUCCAAACGGUAUUGUCAAGAGUUGGGUACCGCAUGACCGCUAUAUGCCUAACUCGUUAAAAAUGUUGCUCACCCGUUUUUUGGACAUAACAACACCACCCACGCCAAAUCUUCUAAGAUAUUUUGCAUCGAUUGCUACUAAUCCAAAGGAACAAACCCGUCUUACUCAAUUGGCUACGGAUUCUGCUGCUUAUGAAGACUGGAGACAUUGGAAAUUCCCUAAUUUGUUGGAAGUUCUUGAAGAGUUUCCUUCAGUGAAACCAUUGGAUUCUCUACUUAUACUUUAUUUGACUCCUUUACAACCAAGAUUCUAUAGUAUUUCUUCAUCUCCACUAGUUCAUGAAGGACAAAUUCAUCUUACGGUUGCUGUAGUGGAAUACAGAACACAAGGAGGAACUGGUCCUCCUCAUUAUGGUGUUUGUUCGAAUUAUCUUCGGAACAUUUCUGAUGGCGAAUCUUUAUACGUCUUCGUACGCAGCGCACCAAACUUCUAUAUGCCACCUGAAACCAAGCCACCAAUGAUAUUAGUUGGACCAGGAACAGGAAUCGCUCCGUUCCGUGGAUUCUGGCAUCAUCGUCUAGCCCAAAUGGCACUAGAUAAGAACAACCAACGUUUUGGAAAGAUUUGGCUAUUCUUCGGUUGUAGACAAAAGGAUUUGGAUCUUUACAGAGAAGAAAAAAUAGAAAUGAUGGAGGCUGGGGUAUUAGAUAAAGUAUUUCUUGCCUUAUCAAGGGAACCUGGUCUCAGAAAAACGUAUGUGCAGGACUUGAUACAGGCUGAAUCCUCUCAGAUAUAUAAUAUGAUAGUACAUGAGCAUGGACACUUUUACGUUUGUGGGGAUUGCACAAUGGCGGAGGAUGUUUACCAAACAUUAAAACAAAUUAUUCAGUCGCAUGGUCAAUUAACUGACAAAGAAGUUGAAGCUUAUAUGCUGUCACUCCGGGAUGAAACGAGAUAUCACGAAGACAUCUUUGGAAUAACUUUGCGUACAGCUGAAGUUCACAAUCGAUCACGUGAAACUGCUCGUAUUAGAAUGGCCUCCGAACCCUAAUUUCUAUUUGAGAUAUAAAGAAUAACUCUUUAAAUACGGAAUUCUCUUAUAACGGUGCAUAUCAAUGUUUUACGUAUUACAAAUUCUCAGGCUUUAUACCGCCUUUCAAUGUACGAUGAAAUUUCAUCUAUAAUUCGUCAGACUUUUAAUCUUAAAAAAAAUAUUAGUACAGUAAAAAAAAUAGUACACACGCUUUCCACAACAGUUUAGUAAAUUUUUAUGAAGUAUACAAAUGAAGAUAAAUACAACGGUAAUGAUUCAAGGUGGCGGUAAAUGAUUAUCAAAAUAUUGUGCUGGUUAAAUGAAACGAACUAUGCAUAAAGCUGUACAAGUGAGCAUACUUUAAAAUGAAAAAUUCUAUAAAUUCAUAGGUGCUUCUUUCUAGUUAUGAUUUAUUUUUCGUUUAAGUUUAUUCAUUCAUCUUGAUGAUUACACAGAAUAAUACAGCAUCAGAUAGGC